GCCAACUGCCACUCCCACAGUUCCGUAUCUUCCCGGCCUUCUCUCUCUCUCUCUCUCUCUCUCUACACACUGCGCCCCAGUCGUACUCCGAAGUCCGAAGCGAGACGUCUCCAAGCUGCCUCCCACCGAUCCGUAGGCAUCCGCGUAUCCAAUGCAUCGAGUCUUCCGCGCGGCGGCGGCAGCGGCUGCCGUCGGUCUCGCCCCAGCUCGUCGUCACCGCCCGCCGAACUGGGGCGCCGAGACAGCGAGAUGGCUCAGCGGCGGGAGGGAGGCUCUGAACUACGACGUCGUGGUCGUGGGCGCCGGGCCGGCGGGGCUCGCCGCCGCCAUCCGGCUGAAGCAGCUAUGCCGCGCGGCCGACACUGACCUCUCCGUCUGCGUCCUCGAGAAGGGAGCCGAAGUCGGUGCUCAUGUGCUGUCAGGGAAUGUGUUCGAGCCCCGAGCCUUGGAUGAGCUCAUCCCGAAGUGGAGGCAAGAGGAUGCCCCAAUCAGAGUCCCUGUCUCAUCUGACAAGUUCUGGAUGUUAACAAAAAACAAGGCAUGGACGCUCCCAUCUCCUUUUGACAACAAAGGGAACUAUGUGAUAAGCUUGAGCCAAUUGGUGCGAUGGAUGGCCGUAAAGGCUGAAGAAUUGGGUAUUGAAAUAUACCCUGGUUUUGCUGCCAGUGAGAUCCUUUAUGAUGAAAAUGAUGAAAAUCAAAUAGUUGCAGGCGUUGCAACCAAUGAUGUUGGUAUUGCUAAAGAUGGUACCAAAAGGGAAACUUUUCAACCUGGUGUAGAACUAAGAGGGCGAAUAACACUUCUGGCAGAGGGCUGCAGGGGUUCAUUAUCAGAGACAAUCAUAAGGAAUUACAAGCUCAGAGAGAGUGGGCAAGGGCAACACCAGACCUAUGCUCUUGGAAUUAAAGAGGUCUGGGAGAUAGAAGAAGGAAAACAUGAGCCAGGUUCUGUGGUUCAUACUGUUGGGUGGCCUUUGGACACGAAGACAUAUGGAGGAUCAUUUUUAUACCACCUUGAUGAUAGACAGUUAGCAAUUGGUCUGGUUGUUGCCUUGAAUUAUCGAAAUCCUUUCCUCAGCCCCUAUGAUGAAUUCCAGAAAUUCAAGCAGCACCCUGCCAUCGGAACACUUCUGGAAGGUGGAACAUGUCUUCAGUAUGGUGCUCGUACUUUGAAUGAAGGUGGUUUCCAGUCGAUACCAAAUCCAGUUUUCCCUGGAGGUGCAAUUAUUGGAUGCUCUGCAGGGUUCCUAAAUGUUCCCAAAAUAAAAGGAUCACAUACCGCUAUGAAAUCAGGUAUGCUUGCGGCAGAAGCAACUUUCAAGGCUCUUGUUGAAGGAUCUUCCAUGGAUCUGUACGGGGAGAAUCUCAAGAAGUCAUGGAUAUGGGAAGAACUAUAUAGAGCUCGGAAUUAUAGACCAGCAUUUGAAUACGGAUUCAUUCCUGGCAUGGCCUUGUCAGCAGUGGAGCGCUACAUAUUCAAAGGGAAGUCACCUUUUACACUGAAGCAUGGGGAACCGGACCAUGAAGCAACAGAUCCGGCCAAUCUGCACUCGCCUAUCCAAUAUCCGAAACCAGAUGGGCAGGUGUCCUUUGAUGUCCCAUCUUCUUUAUACAGGAGCAAUACAAACCAUGAGCACGAUCAGCCUCCUCAUCUCCGCUUGAGGGAUCCUACAGUACUUGAAAGGGUAAAUCUUCCACAGUAUGCUGGACUGGAGUCACGCUAUUGUCCAGCUCGAGUUUACGAAUACGUCUCUGACGAGAAUGGUAACCCAAAGCUUCACAUAAAUGCUCAAAACUGUCUUCAUUGCAAGGCUUGUGACAUCAAAGAUCCAAAGCAAAACAUCGAAUGGACUGUUCCAGAAGGUGGGGGCGGCCCUGGUUACACAAUAAUGUAGAUAUUACCUAAAUUUCUGAUGCCAAAAAUAGUCUGUUCCACAAUUUAACACCAAUAAAAGCUGGGGACUGAAUUAUGACAUACGGAGUACCAUUUUUGGAA
Messenger RNA from Brachypodium distachyon (stiff brome), 1995 nucleotides. RefSeq names its product electron transfer flavoprotein-ubiquinone oxidoreductase, mitochondrial. Gene Ontology annotation, molecular function: iron-sulfur cluster binding; electron-transferring-flavoprotein dehydrogenase activity. The coding region runs from base 152 to 1894 and encodes 580 amino acids. Gene Ontology annotation, cellular component: mitochondrial inner membrane. The transcript has 18 exons. The record is from RefSeq and is a predicted model, not a curated record. NCBI's taxonomy places the organism in Eukaryota, Viridiplantae, Streptophyta, Magnoliopsida, Poales, Poaceae. Gene Ontology annotation, biological process: electron transport chain.